Molecule: messenger RNA, 567 nt
Organism: Blastomyces gilchristii SLH14081
Lineage: Eukaryota; Fungi; Ascomycota; Eurotiomycetes; Onygenales; Ajellomycetaceae
Product: EF-hand superfamily Ca2+-modulated protein
Exons: 3
Coding region: 1-567 (188 amino acids)
Source: RefSeq, a predicted model, not a curated record
AUGCCACCAAAACGGCGCUCCGCACCCUCUUCCUCCGCAACGAAGAGAACGCGUCAGUCCAAACUUGCCAAAGAGAACGAUAUCACCGGUGAUGAAGAGGCGGAAAUUAAAGAAGCGUUUCAUCUCUUCUCUACCAAAAGCGACGAGUAUCCCGCUGAGAAAGAAGGCGUAAUUAAAACCCAAGAUGUCCGUCGCGCACUGAUAUCCCUCGGCCUCCCACCCACAGAUCAAAAAGAGCUAGCCUCCAUCCUCUCCGCCGUCGACCCCACCUCCACCGGCCUAGUAACCUACGAACCAUUCCUCUCCGUCUGUGCCCUGAAACUGCACUCGCGCAGCGACGACGCCAUCGCUGCCGAAGUCGAGCAUGCGUAUAGACUGUUCACACGCGGGACUGCGGGACCCAUAUCCGUGGCGCAUUUGAGAAGGGUGGCGAGGGAUUUGAAGGAGGAUGUCAGUGAGGACUUGUUAAGGGAUAUGGUAAGGGAGGCGAAUGGUGGGGAUGGGCUGCAUGCUGGUGUCUCGCUAGAGCAGUUUAGGGAGGUUAUGGUGAGGGCGGGGGUGUUUUGA